CAUGUUUAUUUCUUUGUGGGAGUUCUUCUACGAAAACUUUUUUCGAUAUUGGAUGAAAUGGAUCUUACGACAGAUGACUGGGAAGUGUGAAUUGCAACGAAUUUUUGAUACCUAUGUAGGUGCACAAAGGACACACAGGAUAGAAAAUUCCUUGACAUACUCCAAGAAUAAGGUUUUACAGGAAGCUACACAUGUCAUGCAGGGUGAAGUGGACAAACGUGUAGAAGAUAUAAUGAAGGAAAAGAAUAUUAACCCUGAGAAGGAUGCCAGUUUUAAAAUCUGCAUGAAGGCUUGCUUACUGCAGAUAUCUGGUUAUAAACAGCUUUAUGUGGAUGUUGAAAAUGAGAGAAAAAAGCCAUAUGAUUCUGAUAACCUGCAACAUGAAAAGCUACUCCUCAAGCUUUGGAAUCUUUUAAUGCCCAAGAACAAGUUGAAGGCUAGAAUCUCCAAGCAGUGGGCCGACAUUGGUUUCCAGGGUGAUGAUCCCAAAACAGACUUCAGAGGCAUGGGCAUACUUGGAUUAAUCAAUCUUGUGUAUUUCAGUGAAAAUUAUACCACUGUAGCUCAUCAGAUUCUUUCCCGCUCAAAUCAUCCAAAAUUAGGGUAUUCUUAUGCAAUAGUUGGAAUCAAUCUUACAGAGAUGGCUUAUAGCUUGCUGAAGAGUGAAGCUUUGAAGUUUUAUCUCUACAACUUUGUUCCUGGUAUACCAACAAUGGAACACUUUCAUCAGUUUUAUUGUUAUCUUGUCUAUGAAUUUGACAAGUUUUGGUUUGAAGAAAAGCCAGAAAGCAUAAUGUAUUUCAACCUCUAUAGAGAGAAGUUUCAUGAGAAGAUUAAAAGACUGUUACUGGAUUCUAAUGUAGCACUUACUUUAAAAAUAUAAAUCAUCCAUAGUACUUCUAUUUCUACCACAUUUUGCACUCCCAAUAGAAUUUAUAUGUUGUUAUAGAAAUUACUGACCAGUUACAUUCCUAUAUAUAAUUUUUAACAAAAAUAUUUCAGAAAUUCUAUUUACAAAAGCUGGUGGACAAUCAGUGUAUGUUUACAGUUGCUUAUACACUGUUCUCCAAAGGUACCUUGCCCUUCCAAAGAUCCCCUCUGUAGAGUCACGUGAACUACAGUGUGGAACUUGGGACUUAGCCCAUUUCACAUAAAAGUAUAAAUCAGGUAUUUGUAUUAAACCGGUUGAUUAAAAUGUGGAAAAAUUAGUUUUCAUUUUUAUGUAUUGUAGCUAUCCAGUUGGCAUCUUUUGAAGGCCCUUUUAAGGUUACUGUUUUUUAGUGUGGAAAUGGCAUGUUUUCUGCAUCUUUUUUUAAAUUUCUAAAUUAAUUAACAGCAAGAGUAGUUCUUUAUAAUUAUUUUUACAUCCCAGUCACACGUCUUAAUGUUGCUUCAUUUGUAGCAGCAAGAGCAGAGAUAUGUCAGAGAGGAUUAAGAAUCAUGUCCUUUUUGGUUCUCCCUGAUUAUUAGGCAUGAAAAGUAAUGAAAGAAUAACAGUGUUGGUGACUAAUUUAUUUGAAAAACUACUAUGCUUUAGAAUCUUGCAGUGUUAUUUUGAAGCUAAAAGGCAUUUUCUCAUCUUUAGUAUUUGAUUUUUAUCAGUGGUAGAAAAAGCUUUAGUUAUUGCCUGGUCUGAAAGCCUUUUACGAAGCUUCUCCAUCUGUGUGUAUUUUUGAAAAGAUGUAUUUGCUAAGAAAAUCUUGACUGUACUUAGAGGACAGUUUCUAUUUCAAUAAAGCUGUUCUUGAAAAAUUAGAGGAAAAGUUAAAGCUUUUUAAAAACCUCAGUUAAACAUCAUCGGUUUAUUUGACUGUUCACUCCAUGGUCUUUUUAGAUAAUAUUGUAUGGAUAUAUGGGUAUUCCUUGAGUUAACAAUCUGUAGCAUUCUAAAAUAGCCUGAGGAUGAUGACUGUGCAUUUUGUAUGGCUUUAUUCUAAAAUCUCAGGAGGACAGCAAAUGCUAUCAAGGAUGAUGUAGUGAUGAGAUUCUAAUGGAGAAGGAAGUGUGUUUUGACAUUUGUACUCAGCAAAAGAGCUAAAAGAGCUUGAAGAUAGUGAAGUUCAUCUGAUUACUAAGCUCUCCUUUAGUCCUUCAGAAACGAACCUGUUAAAGACAGAAUUUAAUCUAAAACAUGAUGAUAUUUCCCACAUCUUUUAACAUUGUAUAUAUCAAGUGUUUAAGGACUGGCUCUUAUAUGAGAUAGCAACACUUGAGACUUUUAAGUGUCCAUUCAUUGACAAACCUCUCUCUUAAUCCUUGCCAAAGAGAAGAGUGGUAAGAAAUAUCCAACUGGAAAAUAAGAGAUGCAGCAUUGGAUAGCACAUACAUUAAAAGUGCACACUUUAAAACAAUUAUUUUCUAAACAAGAGAAAACUAUUUUUUAAAGUUAGUUUAUUUUAUUAUUAUAAUAGUGGUGCUUUCUUGAAGGGGCUUCUCAACCUUGGGAGUAUCGUAAUUUUUUUUUUUUUUUUAAAUGUUUUCAUGCUUUACCAUCCAGCUAGAGUUCUAUGGUAUGUAGCAAAAUCCUGACAAGGAUCAGGUGUUAUCUGUUAAAAUUCAUUGUCUCAGGAUGGUAACAAUUACAUGGAAGCCAAUUUUGUUAGUCUUUUAAUUUUUAUGUUGAAAAUAUUUAUAUUUUAAUCUUUCAACAGCUGGGAUCUUGAACUGAUUUAACCCUUUGUCAGUGUACGUAACAAAAGAGUGAUUGGAGUAUGGAAGGGAAAACUUUUUAAGUAGUUCAGUUUUUCCCUUUUUAGGGAUUAAAAAAACCCUGUACGUCCUUUACUGUUAAGAAACCAUUGUUGCUAUAAAGUUUGCUCAAUAAUAUGUUCUUUAAAUCCACCUCCUUUUGUACAUUAUAGGUAUGGGUCUGUUUUCAUUUAAAAUAUUCAGUAACCAUUUCAGAUAAUUCUAUAGCGAAUUGGUCUAAAAGCCACCAAUAAUUCUAAAACUUGAUAAUCUGGAAGCCAAACUCAAUGUCACCAGUUGUAAAUUAGAAUGUGAGAUAGCCUUCUGAUCUAUAUGUGACACUGACGUACAUGAGGAGAAAAAUACAAUGAUUGUGUAUGCCUUUCUGCUUGGCUUUCAGCAUAUGUAUGUUAGAAGUUUAUGUAGUCUUAAAAUGUGUAUUUAGAAUCUUACCUUUUUCUAUAAUAAUUAAUAAAAUGCUAAAGUAGCAAUAGAAUAUUAUGACAUUGUAGUAGCAGGAAAAGUGUGUUUAUUUUAGCAUCAAAAAGUGUUUCAGUGUUGAAAUGAUUUUUUUUAUGUAGUUGGUCGGAAAGUUUGCCAGUGACAAGAAUAGUCUCAGUGUGUCAUUAGAAGGGUUAUAGUUCAAAUAUGUUCUGAAGGACAAUCUUUAAAGAAAUGAGAGAAAUCAGGGGGUAUUGAUGAACCUAAACUAACCUCUUUUUGCAUAUAAAUGGUGAUAUAACUGUAUAUAUCAGUGUCUUACUGGCACCAUUUACAGUUAAGAAAACAAUCUUUUUCUUCAAAAUGCCCAUCCUGAUUUUUUUCUAUUUUAAGAACUAGGUACUUGGAUUUGUAUGUAUUUUUCUAUGUGAAAAUAUAUGUAUUCUUCAUAUUUAUUCCAGUGUUCAUAAUUGUUCAUAUUUUCUUUCUCCCCUUUGAGAUCCUUCAGUGAAAUAGACUUGGUGAAAGAUUUGCUUAAAGGAGAAGCAUUACAUGAGUGUGAAAAGUGGACUUGCCCAUUGCCAGAGCAGAAAAGAUUAAACUGUUAUCAUGGCAUAGAAGAGAGGCGGUUUGGCUUGGAGGGCAGUAACGUUUAUUUAUCUUUCUUGAAAUUAUGGUUAGGGACCAGCAGCUGUUUUCUCAGGAUAAAUGCUCCACCCCACUUGUCUAUGAACAAGUCUGGGGAAGCUUAAUUUCCAUUUUCAUAUUUAUGAAUCUCACCACACAAUUUUUAAAUGAAGAUUAAUGGUAUUGUUAAAAUCUGAGAGAAAUCAUGGCUUGAACUUUUUACUCUUCUGGCUUCAACUUUUGUUGAGAAAAACUAAAAAUGUGCAGGUAAAAUAUAACUGCUGCAUUAUCAUAGGGCAAUUCUACAUUUCUGUUAAAGUAUUCGAAAACUAUUUAAGUAGUAGUUUCCCUGGGGGGGGAAGUGCCCAUUGGCAAUUUAAAGAAAUUGAUCUGUGUCUACUUUUAACUAAGACGGCUGACUUCUUAUGUAAAAGCAGUAGUGUGAAAUGUGAUGUCAUUUUGUUCGGAAUAUUAAAUGAGCAAAUAAAAAAUAUGUUGAAAUUG
This is a messenger RNA of Trichechus manatus latirostris (Florida manatee), 4260 nucleotides long. It is a transcript of the gene ELMOD2, whose product is annotated as ELMO domain containing 2. Lineage: Eukaryota; Metazoa; Chordata; Mammalia; Sirenia; Trichechidae. The record is from RefSeq and is a predicted model, not a curated record. Gene Ontology annotation, molecular function: GTPase activator activity. Gene Ontology annotation, cellular component: membrane. The transcript is spliced from 8 exons. Bases 2 to 883 code for a protein of 293 amino acids.